This is a messenger RNA of Prunus persica (peach), 2028 nucleotides long. RefSeq names its product cytochrome P450 734A1. The transcript has 5 exons. Gene Ontology annotation, molecular function: heme binding; iron ion binding; oxidoreductase activity, acting on paired donors, with incorporation or reduction of molecular oxygen. Lineage: Eukaryota; Viridiplantae; Streptophyta; Magnoliopsida; Rosales; Rosaceae. Bases 163 to 1677 code for a protein of 504 amino acids. The record is from RefSeq and is a predicted model, not a curated record.
UCUAAUCUUUUGUGUUUUCGAAGAUACUUUUGUCUACGUCAUGCAUGAUGUAUAUGUAGGAAUUAGAAAGUGUAGCCUCACUCUCUCGUUAAAAGUAAUAAAUCUUAACCCUCUUCUGAAAUCUCCAUUUCUUUCACUCUCUUCUGUCUCUGCGAUUUCAAGAUGCAUCUGGUUCUUCUUGUUUUGCUUGUCCCUCCUCUUAUCCUCCUCUUCAAAUUUGUGUGCUCAACCAUAUGGGUCCCACUGAGGACACAAAGGCACUUCCAAAAGCAAGGCAUAAGGGGCCCGCCCUACCGUCCGAUCUUCGGGAACUCGGCCGAGAUCCGCCGUCUGUUUGCAGAAGCUCAGUCGAAGCGAAGCGCAUUUGACCACGACAUCCUUCAACGCGCGUCCCCAUUUUACCACCGGUGGUCCCGCAUGUACGGGAAGAAUUUCCUGUACUGGUUUGGGCCGAAGCCCAGGCUGGCAAUAGCAGACCCUCACAUGAUCAAAGAAGUGCUUAUGAAUACGAGUGGGUCGUUUGAAAAGAUACCGUUUACCCCAUUAACCAAGAUUCUAUUUGGAGAGGGCCUUGUUGGGCUCGAAGGCGACCAAUGGGCUUUUCACAGAAGGGUUGUGAAUCAGGCCUUCAAAAUGGAGAAAGUCAAGGGUUGGGUGCCAGAGAUUGUGGCUAGUACCAUGAAGAUGUUGGAGAAAUGGGAGGAUGUAAGAGGAGGGAGAGAUGAGUUUGAGAUGGAUGUGCACAAGGAACUUCAUGAGCUCUCAGCAGAUAUUAUAUCCAGGACAGCUUUUGGAAGCAGUUUCGAGGAGGGAAAGCGAGUUUUCAACUUACAAGAACAACAAAUGCAUCUUUUCUCCAAGGCAGUCAGGAGCAUCUACAUCCCUGGCUUCAGGUUUUUGCCUACCAAGAAUAACAGAGAGAGAUGGAGACUAGAUAAGGAAACUCGCGAAUCAAUACGGAUGUUGAUUGUGAAUAACCGCAAAACAAGAGAAGAUUCAAGAAAUCUGCUUAGUCUGUUAUUGUCUUCUUACAAGAAUCAGGAUGGUGAAGAGGAGAAAUUAGAGAUACAAGAAGUUAUUGAUGAAUGCAAGACCUUCUACUUUGCAGGAAAGGAAACAACUGCCAAUCUUUUGACUUGGGCACUUCUCCUUCUUGCGCUGCAUCCGGAAUGGCAAAGCAAGGCUCGAGAAGAAGUAAAUUGCGCUUGUGGAAGCAAUAAGCUUCCGGUUGCAGAGAAUCUGAAUGACCUUAAGAUUGUAAGUAUGAUAGUUAACGAAACACUUAGACUCUACCCUCCGGCUGUGAUGCUAAUGAGGCAAACAUCAAACAAGGUCAAGCUUGGGAGCCUGGACAUUCCUGCUAACACACAACUUUACUUGGCCUUGACUGCUGUCCAUCACGACACUGAGAUAUGGGGAGAAGAUGCCAAUGAAUUCAAGCCGAUGAGGUUUUCGGAGUCUCGAAGGCAUUUAGCAUCAUAUUUUCCAUUUGGUCUGGGGCCUAGAAUCUGUGCAGGUCAAAAUUUAGCUUUGGUUGAAGCAAAACUGGUCUUAGCAAUCAUCAUCCGGCACUAUUCUGUCAUGGUGUCACCUACAUAUGUUCAUGCCCCAAUGUUGUUUAUAAGUUUACAGCCCCAGUAUGGCGCUCAAAUCCUCUUCAGGAAGAUUCCAAACUGAAAUUUUUUGGGGAUGAAAUCAUGAAAUGAAAAAUAAUUGAAAGAACGUUUGUUUAUUAUGUACAUUAUCUCAAGGCUCGUAACUUUAGCUAGUAAUUCUAACAAUACGAACGCUCUUUGGGCAGGGCCUUGUUGGGCUGGUGAGUGCUCUUCACCAGGGCUUCACUAUGGAGCAAGUCCAUAGCCACCAUAAUCAUAUUUCUUAUUGAUUUCCUAGUUGGAAUAGGCACAAGCAUCUUCAAGAAAGACGAAGCCACCACCUUCAUUCUGCCAAAAUGCGUAAAGGAGAAUAAACAAGAAAAUGCAAAAGGAACUAUUAUAAUCCACUUAAAUGCUUCCAACUAUUUUAUAC